Messenger RNA from Lepisosteus oculatus (spotted gar), 915 nucleotides. RefSeq lists its product as uncharacterized. Lineage: Eukaryota; Metazoa; Chordata; Actinopteri; Semionotiformes; Lepisosteidae. The record is from RefSeq and is a predicted model, not a curated record.
CCUGUGUUAAGUCACUCAUUGUUUUUUCAGAGAAAUUUGGGGGUUCUUUGUUGUCAAGCAACAGGUUUUUUUUUUUCAACUGCAUGUUUUCAAUACAUCACAUCUCCUGAUUGGACAAACACUUACAUGCAUAGUGUUUAAAUCCCGCUUGGAGCUAACAUUUCAGUUAAAUUUUAACACUCUACAGCAUCACUGUUUUCUAAAGGGAAUUUGCUGUAGCUCCCCUACAAAGUUUGAUUGACAAGAAAUGAAAUCUGCAAUAUUAUUGCUGUAUUUCUUUGGUGCGGCAUUCGCAAGUCCAGUCCCACUUGAGCAGAAUGGAGAGGAGGAAGAUGGAGAAAGUGAGAGUGCUGAGGCCGAGCAAACCGAGACAACGCAGAAAAUCCCUCAGUACGUCCCUCAGGUGGUUCCUCAGGUCAUUCCUCAAUACAUCCCCCAGGUCAUUCCUCAGUAUGUCCCUCAGGUCAUUCCACAGUAUGUCCCACAAGUCGUCCCACAGUACAUCCCACAAGUUGUCCCACAGUACGUCCCACAGGUCGUCCCGCAAGUCAUACCUCAAUACAUUCCACAGGUUGUGCCAGAGCCUGCCCCGGUACCACCUGAUGGAGGAGGCAAUUUACCUAUUAUCAUUUUCGAAGGAAAUGGAGGGGGUCUGCCAGUUAAUGGAUUCGAUGGUUUUUCAGGAUUCAUAGGAGGAGGUCUUCCAUUUACUGGAUUUGAUGGUUUUUCGGGACUUGGAGGAGGGAUCUUCCCAGUUACUGGUUUUGAUGAUUUUAAUGGAGCGGGCCUUAAACCUUAUUCUAAAACAGCACCGAAGCAAAUCUCUUUUCACGGUUAAAAGCUGAGUCACUGAUCCAGAAUUCUAUCUUCAAGAAUCACAUCAGCAGGAAAUGUUUCUUCCAAUACAUAACUUAA